Messenger RNA from Danio aesculapii, 1185 nucleotides. RefSeq names its product chromosome 5 CXorf58 homolog (gene c5hxorf58). The record is from RefSeq and is a predicted model, not a curated record. The coding region runs from base 69 to 950 and encodes 293 amino acids. The transcript is spliced from 7 exons. Gene Ontology annotation, molecular function: protein binding. NCBI's taxonomy places the organism in Eukaryota, Metazoa, Chordata, Actinopteri, Cypriniformes, Danionidae.
CACUUUAUAAAGCUGCUAACGUUUGAGGAUACAUUGCUAAUAUGCUAAAUUUUUCUUUGUGAUUCAGAAUGCAGAGUUAUGAGGAUUGUGCCAGAAAAAUACAGGCGUGUUGGAGAUCAUUCAGAGACAGACGACUCUUCAAACUCCUGAUGAACACUGUGCGAUCAGCUGAACAGUGUCUGGCUUCAGCAGUUCUGCGUCAGCUCAGUCCUAAAGAAGCCGAACUCCUGAAAGACCCCAGUCUGAAGUGCAAACUCAGAUUCAGAUUUGCAGGUCCUCGGUUUCCACCUUUACUUGUGUUCAAGAUCUUUCACACUGGAGGAGGAAGACAUUAUUUAUCAGGGGAAAAAGUCCUCACUUCCUCCAGUCAGGCCACAGCAGACUCCUGCAGGAUGAUGGGAAAUCGAGUGUUUAUGGAUCUCAUUUCAGCAGAUGAAAUUCACAGAGUUGAACCUCAAGAUGUGAUCUGCGUGAGAGACCAUGUGCAGUAUAACAGUCAUCUGGAUGAGCUUCCUGCAUGUUUGGGAGGAAGGGAAAACGGAUGGCGGUUUCUGUCUCUGAAGGUUUUGUCCCGGGACAUCACUCUCAGAAAGAGAUUAAAACCAGGAAUAAGAGGUUUUAGUGCAGGACGGCUGAAUCCAUCUCAUUUUGCCGGACAGCAGCUCUCACACAGAAGUUCUCAGACUUCCUCACGAUGCUCAAGACAUGCUAAAAACACUGCAGCCCGCAAGAGACGCCUCUACAAAGGAGAGUCUCUGAAGGAGACUAAAAAAGUCUCAGAUGAUGAACAUGGCAUGAAGAAAGAGAAAGGGUUGGAGAAAUGGGACAUCAUAGUUUUACCCUCUGUGGAGACUGAAGACAAUGCCGACAGCUCAUCUCAGUCUGAAUGGGAGGAUGAGGCAGAGAAACUGUGCAUCUGGUCAAAACAGCUUAAUAUAGAUGCUAUUUAAACACAUGCAUUCAUGUGGACGGAGAAACUGGGCUGAAGGCCCUACAUACAGCAUAUGUUGAGCGUUUCUGAAUCUGCUGCCUCUUUUGCUCGAUUCCACCUUAUAUGUACAUCCAUCUCUCAAAAGACAUCCAUCUCAGAACAAAUGGAUGUGCUGUGCUACAUUUUUACAACUCAUAAUUCAUAAAUUCUCAUGAAAAAAAAAUGUAUGCAAUGAGUUGCAAAUAGACAUGCAU